CGCUGGGUGUGGGGCCUCUGUGGUGGUCCUGAUGCGCCCCAUGCCGCAUUGUCUGUAUCUGCAGUCAACACAGAGAGCCGCGGCGUGGGGAUUAAACAGAGUCAGCUCUCUGUGAGCUCGCACAUUGUUUCAGAGGAAGAACUAUUGAAAGCUAUUAAAAAUACAGAAUCACUACGUUUGAAGUUCACUCUACAUUUAACUGAGACUACUGCAGUCGAAUGGGAGACGCUGAUAUGGCGUGGUACACUCUACAUCGGCGUGCCCACUUGUCUUCUUCCCGAGGGCUCCAAAGAAGGAUUUGUGUCACUCUUGGAGUAUGCCGAGGAGGUACUUAACUGCAACAACAUUGUCGUUUGCCUACGCAAAGAUCGCCCUGAUCGAGCUAUGCUGGUUCGAACUUUCAUGUUCCUGGGCUUUCACGUCCUGCCCCCGAACCAUGUACUCAUUCCACCCAACUGCGACUCGGGCAAUCUCUACAUGUUGUACACCGUGGAGUAAUUGUCAAACUCCAAAAUUUAUCCCUUCAACAAUUUCAAAGUAAUUGGAACGAAAAUAAUUCCCCCCCUCCACAUUAAAAUCAUUAUAAUUUGAGUUUGUGGUGCGCCAACAUUGUUGAAAACUAGUGAGCAGUACAUGUAUGUCCUUUAGAUGGAGGAAAAAGGAUCUAGCCCCUUAAUUCAACCAAACAAACCAAGUAAAUUGCCGAAGAAUCUUUUUGAAUAGAUAAUUUGAAUUUAUUGGUGUUCCUCAGAAAAUCGCACUAUACGAUUCUUAAUGAUGUGAAAAAUUUCAAAUGAUUUGUUACGUGAUGAGGAGCCAAUGAAUAUCUCAACCAUGUUAAUCUAAUCGGACACAGCAGAUCAAUCUAGAAGGGAUAAUUAAUGAAGAAAUUGAUGAAAUUAAGUGAACGACAAAGUAUAGUUGGAAAAAUGUAGAACUCUUCAAUUAUAUGAAAAUGCUUUCAAUUUUGAAUUCUCUGAAGCAAUCAACCAACAUCGACUCUGAUUAAAAAGCUCACUGAGAAAUAAAAGCUUUUCGUCACCCCUACGUAUUUCAGAGUGGCAUAGAUUAUAUAUAUGAUGCAAAAUAAGUCUUUAAAUCAUCAAUUAUAGAUCUAAUCGACGCCAUUCGCGAAAACUUGUUAUUGUGAAAUCUCACUGUUAAUCUCUGUGGCAGAUUCGGAAUUAUUCUCCCAAUUAAUUAAUUAAUUAUAUUAUAAGAUGCAUUAUAAGUAUUAUCUGCAAUUUAGUAAUAUAUGUAUUCUAGGAUUGAACGUAGGAUGAUUUAUAAUUAUUCACAUAUUUGGUGUGAUAUUUCAAUGACAAUUAUAAUCCCCUCUUUGGUAUUUUGUUACUAUGGCUUUACAGAUGUAUACAUACAUAGAGAUAUCAAAGCGGUCACAUUUUUCUACCCUCUUCACGCCCUAACGAAGCCGCGAGCUAUCAAAUUCAUAACAAAUUUCAAUCAAUUUUUUCACCGAUAUUGGCCAAUACUCAAGACUAUUUUAACUGCAGCGUGAAUCAGAUGCAAAUGUCAAUCAAAUUAAUCUUUUAACGUUAAUUAUAUGGAUUUUCUACAAUUAAGGCAAUCCUAUAACAGAUGGAGGAAAUAAUAAUAAAAAUAAAUACAAUUGAAAAAAGCCGAAAUAAGUUCGGAAAAUCACUAACCCAGCUGCUAGGUGAAAUUAUUUAUUAUUUUGAUUCAUCAUCGUUCGACAGUAUACUAAUGAAACACGGGAUUUUUUGUCAAUUGUCAUUAAUAUAUCUCAGUCAAAUAAUCAACAUAUUAUUUUCUUGUUCAUUUAUACAAUUGUAGUUUAUUAUAAUAAUGAUAAUUCCGAAUCGAUUAGCUUUGAAGGAUUCACAGUAAUGAGUGCGGCAUCUGUGUUACUCAGCAUAUAAAAAUAUUUUAAAAAUUUACCAAAAAAAAAGAUGAAAAAUCAGAAAAAAAUACAAAAAAAAAAA
Molecule: messenger RNA, 1964 nt
Organism: Fopius arisanus
Lineage: Eukaryota; Metazoa; Arthropoda; Insecta; Hymenoptera; Braconidae
Gene: Oda
Product: Ornithine decarboxylase antizyme
Exons: 3
Biological process (GO): positive regulation of protein catabolic process
Cellular component (GO): cytoplasm; nucleus
Molecular function (GO): ornithine decarboxylase inhibitor activity
Source: RefSeq, a predicted model, not a curated record